Sceloporus undulatus (fence lizard) is the source of this 2719-nucleotide messenger RNA. Its product is annotated as transmembrane 9 superfamily member 2-like. Lineage: Eukaryota; Metazoa; Chordata; Lepidosauria; Squamata; Phrynosomatidae. Gene Ontology annotation, biological process: protein localization to membrane. The coding region runs from base 150 to 2162 and encodes 670 amino acids. Gene Ontology annotation, cellular component: membrane. The record is from RefSeq and is a predicted model, not a curated record. The transcript has 17 exons.
AGAGAAGGCAGGCGCGCCGGAGAGGAAGAAGACAAGGCCUGGGCGCCGCUGCCGCCGGAGGAUUGUGACGCCGCGGGAGAAGGCCUCCCUCCCUCCCUUCCACCCUCCGUGUCGCCUGACGCUUGAAGGAGGACGACGCCUCCGCCGCCAUGAGUGGCCCUUGUCGGCUGCUGGUGCCUUUAGUGGUGGCGCUGCUGGUGCCGGCGGGGCUUCGGGGCCCGGGCUCCCUCUGCGGCGCCUUCUACCUCCCGGGCCUGGCCCCCGUCACCUUCUGCCAGCCCCACGCCGAGACCCAGGAAGGGAAGGAGCCGGGCGGCAGCGGCACCGCCGGGUGCAAGUCACAAAUCGAGUUGUUUGUGAACAGACUGGACUCCGUUGAAUCAGUUCUACCCUAUGAAUAUGAUGCAUUUGACUUUUGUCAAGAUGCUACAGAAAAAAGACCUUCAGAAAACCUCGGACAAGUUUUGUUUGGAGAGAGAAUAGCUUCGUCGCCCUAUAAGUUUAUAUUUAACAAAGAGGAAAAGUGCAAGGCAGUCUGUGUGAAAUCUUAUGAUCCAACAAAAGCAGAAGACAAAAAUAAACUGGAUUUUUUGAAGAAAGGGAUGCAGCUGAACUAUCAGCAUCACUGGAUUGUUGAUAACAUGCCAGUGACUUGGUGUUAUGAUGUGGAAGAUGGGCAGAAAUUUUGUAAUCCAGGAUUUCCAAUCGGAUGCUUUGUUGCUUUGGAUGGCCGGCCAAAAGAUGCCUGCAUUAUCAAUUCAGAGUUCAACAAGAAGAAUACUUUCUAUCUCUUCAACCACGUUGAUAUCACAAUCACAUACCACAGUGGAAAGGAUGAGAACUGGCCCGGAGCUCGGCUGGUUACAGCUCGGCUGGAACCCAAAAGUUACAAACAUACAGAUAUUAACAAGCUAACAUGUGAGGAGACACCGAUGGAAAUACCUGCAGAAACCACCAGCAAGCUGGAUCUUAUCUAUUCUUACUCUGUGAAAUUUGAAGAGAACAACAAUAUUAAGUGGGCCUCAAGGUGGGACUACAUCUUGGAAUCCAUGCCUCAUACCAACAUUCAGUGGUUCAGCAUAAUGAAUUCCCUUGUGAUUGUUCUCUUCUUGUCUGGAAUGGUGGCCAUGAUUCUUCUGAGGACCCUGCAUAAAGAUAUUGCAAGAUACAACCAGAUUGAUUCUUCCGAGGAUGCCCAGGAGGAGUUUGGGUGGAAGCUGGUCCAUGGAGAUGUGUUCCGGCCUCCCAGGAAGGGCAUGCUUCUCUCUGUCUUCUUGGGCCAAGGGACACAGAUUUUCAUAAUGACUUUUAUCACUUUGUUUCUUGCCUGCCUUGGGUUCCUUUCGCCAGCCAACAGAGGAGCCCUGAUGACCUGCGCAGUUGUGCUCUGGGUCUUGCUGGGGACCCCAGCAGGCUAUGUAUCUGCUCGAAUGUACAAAACAUUUAGAGGUGAAAAAUGGAAGACAAAUGUACUACUGACAGCUCUGCUGUGCCCUGGAAUUGUAUUUGCUGACUUUUUCAUUAUGAACCUUAUCCUAUGGGUGAAGGGAUCAUCCGCAGCUAUCCCUUUUGGAACGCUGGUUGCGAUCUUGGCCAUGUGGUUUGGAAUAUCUGUCCCGCUGACCUUUGUUGGUGCAUACUUUGGAUUUAAGGAGAAGCCUAUUGAACACCCAGUCCGUACAAACCAGAUUCCACGUCAGAUCCCAGAACAGUCCUUUUUCACAAAGCCUUUGCCUGGUAUCAUAAUGGGUGGCAUCCUACCGUUUGGGUGUAUCUUUAUCCAGCUCUUUUUCAUUUUAAACAGCAUUUGGUCCCACCAAAUGUACUACAUGUUUGGAUUCUUGUUCUUAGUCUUCAUCAUACUUUUGAUUACGUGUUCAGAGGCAACGGUCUUGCUGUGCUAUUUUCAUCUGUGUGCUGAGGAUUAUCACUGGUGGUGGAGAUCAUUCUUGACCAGCAGCUUCACAGCAGUUUAUCUCUUCAUCUACGCAGUUCAUUAUUUCUGCUCAAAGCUCCAAAUUACAGGGACUGCCAGCACUAUUUUAUACUUUGGGUACACAAUGAUCAUGGUCUUGAUUUUCUUCCUUUUCACUGGAACAAUUGGAUUCUUUGCCUGUUUCUGGUUCGUCAGUAAGAUAUAUAGCGUCGUGAAAGUGGACUGAAGACUUUCCACAUUGCUCUUGAACAUAUCCCUAUGGUUGCUGGAGUAUAAAUAUAUAUAUAAAAAUAUAUAUUUUUAAUCAUAUACCAAGGAUGGACGUUACAUCUUGAAAAAAGUUGAGACCAUGCAGAGUUGGAAUGGGACCGAUGGAAUAUGGACAAUUCUGAAGAACGUGACUUGAAUUGCUUUCUACAAAUGCCACAUUCAUUUUUGUUUUGCUUUAUUAUUUGAAGCUCAAAGAAUAAAACCAGUUCAAAACCACAAAGAUGAGCAUUAUAUUCCCUUUUCCCCACUGCUAAAAUUCCUUCUGACUCCCUGCCCCCAAGAAUUACUUGAUUAUUCUGUCAUGGGAUAGGGCUGGUAAAAUCUUGUGUAAAAAAGAAAAGUGACCUUUUUUAACUUUUAAAAAUAAGUACAAUUGUACAUAAUAAUCUGCCUCUCCUUUGCAGGUAGUUGGUCAUCAUACAAAUGUACAAGCAUUUAAUGUUAAGUGCAGAGUUCUGGGGAAGAAAAACCUCCCAUCGACUUCUUCGUUUUAAAUAAAACUGUACAAUUCCA